AUGACAAUUCACCACAUAGUCCUAUACAAGUUUAAGCCUGAGGUGACCCCAGAACAAAGGCAGAGCGUGAGGGACUGCAUCAGCGCCCUUCCAUCGCAGAUACCCGCAAUCCAAAGCCUUGUCACUGGUGAAACGGUGUUCAAUGCCUUCGGACACGGCUAUGACGAAGGGGCCAUUUUUCUAUUCGAGAAUCAAGUCAAGUUGAACGAGUAUCGCCCGCACAAGGCUCAUCUUGAUUAUCAGGGGUUCGCGAGUCCUUUGAUGGAAGGUCUACUCAUUUUUGAUAUCGAGUCGGCCGCCUAG
Suillus bovinus is the source of this 303-nucleotide messenger RNA. RefSeq names its product stress responsive A/B barrel domain-containing protein. Lineage: Eukaryota; Fungi; Basidiomycota; Agaricomycetes; Boletales; Suillaceae. The transcript has 4 exons. The record is from RefSeq and is a predicted model, not a curated record. The coding region runs from base 1 to 303 and encodes 100 amino acids.